AUGGCCCCAAAGAAGCACAACUAUGAGUUCGGAGGCCCUCCCGGCGCUUUUGCCAUUGUCUUUGGACUUCCCGCCCUCUUGUGGACAUUCUUCUUUGUUUGCAAUGACAAGACCGGUUGCCCCGCCCCGUCCACCUUAAGCCCUCGCACUUUGAGCUUGGAGAAGCUCAAGCUCGAAACGCCAUGGCCCACCGAUGGAAUCUGGGGCUUCUGUAGCUGGGAAGCUGUCGGCUGGUCAUUAGCCUAUUACUUCGUGAGCCUGGUCCUCUAUCGUGUCCUUCCUGCUCAGGAGAUGCUCGGCACCAAGUUGGUUCAGUCCGGACGUCCAUUGAAGUACCGUUUCAACUCUUUCCACGCCACAGUUUUCCAGCUCGCUGGCCUGGCCAUCGGCACCUACCUCCAGGGCGCCGACUUCGUCGUCUGGACCUACAUCUCAGACAACUACCUUCAGCUUCUGACCGCCAACACCAUCCUCGCCUACAUCAUCACCGUCUACGUCUACGUCGCCAGCUUCAGCGUGAAACCCGGCAACCCGGAACUCCGCGAGCUUGCAGUCGGCGGCAACACCGGCAGUCUCAUCUACGACAUCUACAUCGGCCGCGAAUUGAACCCCCGCGUCACCCUUCCCUUCUUCGGCGAAAUCGACUUGAAAGCCUGGCUGGAGAUGCGCCCCGGCCUGACGGGCUGGGUCAUCCUCAACCUCGCCUUCUGCGCGAAGCAAUUCCGCACGUACGGCUGCCUCUCCGACAGCAUCCUCCUCACAACCGCCGUGCAGGGAUAUUAUGUCCUCGAGGGCCAGUUUAUGGAAGCCGGCCUACUCACCAUGAUGGAUAUUACCACCGACGGCCUGGGCUUUAUGCUGACUUUUGGCGACAUCGUCUGGGUGCCCUUCCUCUACUCCACCCAAACCCGCUAUCUCUCCGUUUACCCCGUUCACCUGGGCUGGGCUGGCGUCGCAAGCAUCCUUGCCGUCUUCGCGACGGGCCUGUAUAUCUUCCGCUCUGCGAAUAACCAGAAGAAGGUCUUCCGCACACAGCCGGACCACCCAAGCGUCAAGGAUAUGCCGUUCAUUCAGACGAAGCGCGGCACCAGGCUGCUGACUGGUGGAUGGUGGGGCCGGUCUCGGCACAUCAACUACUUUGGCGACUGGCUUCAGGCCUCGCCGUUCAGCUUGCCGACUGCCGUCUCCGGCUACCAGAUUCUCACUGCUGGCAGCGCCGUGUCUGGCGCUAUCACGAUGCUUGAUGGGCGAGAAGUCGUUCAGGGCGCAGCUCGUGGCUGGGGUAUGGUUUUCACGUACUUUUACGUAUUGUACUUUGCCAUUCUGCUUAUCCAUCGUGAAGGGCGGGACGAUGUUGCUUGCUCGGAGAAGUACGGCGAGGACUGGGACAAGUAUAAGCAGAUUGUCAGGUGGAAGAUCUUGCCGGGCGUCUACUAG
Messenger RNA from Colletotrichum godetiae, 1437 nucleotides. RefSeq names its product ergosterol biosynthesis ERG4/ERG24 family protein. Gene Ontology annotation, cellular component: endoplasmic reticulum membrane. The coding region runs from base 1 to 1437 and encodes 478 amino acids. Lineage: Eukaryota; Fungi; Ascomycota; Sordariomycetes; Glomerellales; Glomerellaceae. Gene Ontology annotation, molecular function: Delta14-sterol reductase activity. The transcript has 3 exons. Gene Ontology annotation, biological process: ergosterol biosynthetic process. The record is from RefSeq and is a predicted model, not a curated record.